Saccostrea cuccullata (small rock oyster) is the source of this 1434-nucleotide messenger RNA. RefSeq lists its product as uncharacterized. The record is from RefSeq and is a predicted model, not a curated record. Lineage: Eukaryota; Metazoa; Mollusca; Bivalvia; Ostreida; Ostreidae. Gene Ontology annotation, molecular function: acyltransferase activity, transferring groups other than amino-acyl groups. Bases 201 to 803 code for a protein of 200 amino acids. The transcript has 2 exons.
UUUUGAAUAACGUUUAGCCAACCUGUAGCUCGUAUGAUCGGGACGCCCCUCCCCUCAAUGGCGACAGUCAGAGUAUAAAACAGACGACAAUGAUAUCCUUGCUUUAUUCUCAUCAGGACAAUAUUUGUCAGUUACGGAUUCCGCGCUGAGUUUUUAUAUCUUGUUGGUUUGCUGUACCUAGCAUUCUCAAGACACAAAGCAUGUUGCUGAAACACGAAUUUAGAUGUCAUGAAACAGAGCAGGACUGGAUGGACUCUCUUCCGGUGGUUGAUUCUCUGGUGACUGGACGUCAUGUCAUCAUCGACUACAUGACGGAACAACAGCUCUCAGAGACCUACCGUAUGAUCCAGGAUGCCGCCCAACAUGGCGACGGCUACGGAAUCGACGAGUUCGACUCCGAGAAAGACUUCCGUCAUGAAAUCGAGGGCAGCGACUGUUUCGCUAUUGUCAGCAAAGAUAGUGGCGAACUUCUGGCUGGAUUGAUUCUGGCUGUGAGCAAGUUUUACCGGGGUAUGAGUGGUGUUUGUGACCCGUUCAUCAUCGUGAAACCCACCGAGAGAAACCAAAAGCUUGGCGAGUUUUGUAUGAGGAAGGCAAUCCAGUUCUCUAAGAAGCUUGGGUACAUGGGGAUGUACGUGGACACUUUCUCUAACAAUGUAGCUAUGCAGCGAAUCAUUGAAAAGAUUGGAGGCUUCCAGCGCGUGGGUUUCCUUCCUCUGGGAGGAAGACUCCAGACGGGUCAGCUAGUAGGCUCCGUGAUCUAUUACCGUGACCUAUCACCGAAGAAACCCGAGGAUACGUGAACUUUGACUGAUGAUUGCGAAUCUGUCUGAUGCCCAAAUAUCAGACAACUUUACCGCCAUAUCAAGUGACGAUCCUGUCAUGGCAAUGAGCUUCACUGUGUUAGUCGCGUGCGGACGAUUUCUACAUAAAAAAACUGUGACCCGCCACGACCUUGUCGAGUAGUUAUACAUGUACAAGCUUGUAGAUCUUAAAUGAACAGUGUUGCAUGGAUGUACAUAAUUUGUGAUUUGCAUCAAAUGAAACCGGUUAUCACGCCCUAAAACAUUUUCAUACAUGAUGCUACUUUAGUCAGUUCACAACUAUAGUGACAGUUGUUGAAGUUUUUACAAAUGUUCUAUAUUAAACAACCAUAGUACAUGUAAGUGGAUAACAAUAUACAGUAACAGUUGUUGCAUUAAUACAAAUACUAUGUAUUAUACAACCAUAGUAAAAUGUUAACACUAUAUAGUGAAAGUUGUUGAAGUUUAUACACCAUAGAAAACGUUUAACACUAUAUAGUGACAGUUGUUGAAAUUUGUACAAAUAUUAUGUAUUAUACAACCAAUGUACAAGGUUAAGACCAUACUGUGACAGUUGUUGAAGUUUAUACAAAUACUUUGUAUUAUACAAAUCACAGUAAAAGAUUAACAC